Zerene cesonia (dogface butterfly) is the source of this 3489-nucleotide messenger RNA. Its product is annotated as protein diaphanous homolog 1-like. NCBI's taxonomy places the organism in Eukaryota, Metazoa, Arthropoda, Insecta, Lepidoptera, Pieridae. Gene Ontology annotation, molecular function: metal ion binding. Bases 307 to 2112 code for a protein of 601 amino acids. The transcript is spliced from 12 exons. The record is from RefSeq and is a predicted model, not a curated record.
UUGAGCAAUGGCAUCGCCUUUCGCCAUUUUGUAAAGUUGUUAUUGUUGUCGAAUGAAAUUUCUUAUGACUUCCUUUCUAUUGUGGUUUGCUGAUAGAAUGUACAAUUACUCUAAACCGACACCUUGGAGCUCAAGUCAUAAAAGUGAAAAUAAAGUUAUUUAACGUUUGUCCAGCUGUAGGUAUUGAUACAAUGAAUUUAGUGAUGUGGAAAGUUGUCCCAGUACAAAGAUAAACGUGAAAUAUUUACUUAUAUCGAGUUUUAUAAAAUACCUCAAUUAAUAUAAACCCGUAGCAUUGAUGAUGAAAUGAGCAGUAACAUUGAACAAAAUGGCUCUCAACCACCAGUAACAACGCAAUCACCAUCAGCUUCUACAUCUCCAGCUGACAAAUCGCACAAAAAAAAGGAACUAUGUAGAAAAUUUCUUUGGGGCACGUGCAACAAGGGUGCUGCUUGUAGAUUUCGUAAUGAAUUUGAUAUCGAAAAAGUGAAAGAGACUUUAAAAUUCUGUCAUGAUUAUCAAAACCGCUCUGGUUGUACACGUGAAGAUUGUAGGUACCUACAUACCACAAAGGAAGAACAGAAUUUAUUUUACGCUACUGGAAAAUUGCCGAAAGUUUUAGCAGAUAGGCAUGCUAACAUUUCUGCUGAAGCAAAACUACAAACUUCAAUGUUUAUUAAAGAGACUGUAAUGGGAGCUUCGCCACCAGCAGCCGUGACAGCUCAGUCUGCCAUGCCUGUAGUGGGACCAAUGCCUCCGCCGCCUGUAGUGGGUCCUAUGUAUCCGCCUGGAAUGGCAAUAAGGCCUGGGCCUCCAAUGAUGCCUACGCCUAUUCCUCCUCCGGGACCACCGCCAGGUCCGCCCCCUGGUUCUGCACCUCCAGUACCACUAGGACCACCUGGCCCCCCUUGUCCUCCUCCAGGUCUAGGCCCUUCAACAGUUCCAAUAACUGUAAUGCCUAUUCAACACUUACCUCCCCCACCUCCUCCACCCACACAAAAUUCUGCUACAAUUUCUCAACCCACACCUCCAGUUUAUACAGCAUCAUCUCAUCAAAGGGGAGCUUUUCAUUUGAACCAACCACCACCAGGAGUUCCACCAAAGUUUGAUGCUAGUAAGCCACCCCCACCAUUGCUUCAAGUACAAAAUGGAACAUUGAAACGGCCAGCAUCUAGUGACCUUGAAGCUGGGCCAAGCAAAGUGCGAAAAGAGGACGACUGUAAUAAUUAUGACUCUCUGUGUGAUUCCUGUCUGCAGCGACAAAUCAGAAUUGAUGCAUAUAAAAAGGAAAUGGAAAAUAUGUACGCUCGUGAGGAGUGUCAAAUGUUAAUAUACAAAAAGAAAAUGGAACUAUAUCAGAAAAACGAGGAAAUUUUAAAGUUAUUAGUUAACCCCGUGCUUUUUGGAUUGCUCGUAGAUAGCGAGGAUGGAUCACAAAUUCACGAUGCUUUAAAUCAAAGUCAAUCUUAUAAUAAUGCAAAUGACAGACAAUUACUAAUGCAAGUACUAGAAUACUAUAUGAAUAACCAAAAUAAUUCUGAUUCGAAACAAGCGACAUCCCCGCCAAUAGAAGAGAGAAUUAAUAGUUUAUUUUCGACGGGAUCGUCAAAAUCUGUUCCACAUUCCAAGUCAGAUAUAUUAUCUCUUCUGGAAAAAUUGUGUGAUGAGAAAGACGAAAAGAAAUGCGACGUGACGAUAACGACGGCGAGUAGCAACAACAACACUAACAGCAGCUACCAAAUGUACACGAACGGCCCGAACAAGCAAGAGUCGCAAACGGUGAACAGCAGUAAGCACAGCGGCGGGGGUAAGGUGAAGACCUCGGUGGCCGGUUCGAAGGCGGGCGGCUCGCCGGCGGUGACGUCAUACCCGGUGUACAGCGCGCCGCCGCCCAUGUCCAGACCGUACGCAACUUCUUCGGCGCCGCCCUUACCGAAUACAUCAAUGGCAACAUACAGCCAGCAGAAUGGUGUGCUCUCUACCCAGUCUCUAGCGUCGAAACCGGUGCCUUGUGUAGUUCCUCCGCCUCCGCCUAAUAAUAACCAAAAAUGUCAGUCGUAUAACACGGGAUCUUACCCCCCGCCAACUCCGUAUUACAACCCGUAUCAGUAGCAUUGGGGGAAAAUCGCCUGCGCGAUGUGGACACGGACUAUUAGUGAUAGUCUAAGAGAUAAGUGUGAAUGUGUAAAGAAUAUUUUUAAAAUAAUUACUAUAAGAUUAUGAUAUUUACUAAAUUUAAACCGUUUAUUCCAAUUCAAUAUUCGCAUUAGAUAUAAAAAAUUUUACAUAUAUGACUUAGAAAUAUUGAUCUGUUGUCUUGUUAUUGACAUGAAUAGGUCAAAAUAUGAUGAAUUGUGGAUUUUAUGAUGACACUAUGUUAUUUGACGUGUGUUACAUAUCGGUUACAUGUAUGUGAGGAUUAGCUGACUAUUAUCUCGUAUUUUAAAUAAAAGUCGCGAAUUUCACGUCCUACAAAAUCAUUGCAUGAUAACGUAUGCUAUUUUCGUAAGUACAGUCAUUUGUUUUGUAUGAUGUUUUAAUUAAUAAGGGCGUGGUAGUGCAUAAAGUAUAAGCUCGUAGACAGGAUAUUUUUGAUAAUAUUUUCCAGUUACAGUGCUCGUUACGGUUGAUAUAUAAGUAUAAAGACGUUGAUUCCAGUUUGUCUGUUAAUGUAUUGGCGGUCAAGUAUGUAAGAAAUAUAACCGAUCUGUCUGUAACAUGACAAUAGACUGUCACCGAACGUACAAUGCAGAACAAGUGUAGACGUUUUCAGUGCGAUGUGAAGCGACAUUUUUACAUCAGAUAUAGUUGUUUUUAUCACCAUAAUAUUAUUUAUGUAAUUGAAAUGCGCUUAUUGUUAUUAACUUAUUUAAAAUACGCCCUAGAGAGCCUCAAGUUUACAAUAGGUAUUUGAACAUGAUAUUGCCCCGAUCUCGGUCUACAUACUUAUUUUCAAACUUCUGGUAUUUGAUAACUUCGAUGCGAUCAUAAUUAUUUAAAAAAAUAACAACUAAUAGCGCCAUAUUGUGCCUUUAUUAUUACACAAAAAAGAUAUGACUAUCUUUUUUGUCCAGAAAACAAUAAAUAACUUAAAAUUUAGAUUUUAAUUGCUCUGUUAAUUAAAUAGUUCUAUUUUUUAUUUAAACUAUUGUGUACGUGUGGCUCUACCGGAUUACAUUCAAUAAUAAUUGUAAGAGAAUACUUUUAUAUGCGAUUAUUCUUAAGAUCAACGAAUAUUUGUUAUUUAUUUUGUACAUCGCGUUUUGUAUAACACCAACGCAUAUUAAUGUGUGUAAAUAGUCAUUUUAAUACUUAAACUUACGUGGCUCUGAAAUUAAAUGCGCGUUGUCAAUAGUGCAAGCAUCAUACGUAGACCACGUCAUAGGUUGAGGGAUGUCUAUGCAAUAUUUAUUUUUAAAUGAUUUAAUGGGACAAAAAUGUAAAAUAGACUGUUGUGUGACAAAAAAAAAACAAAAUGCCAGUAAUUCA